AUUCAAAAGUUAACCGACAUUUGAUCUGUCAACGUGCUGCUGCAACGGAAAAACAAAAUAAGUUGCCUUACUCGGCAAAAAAGGCCAGUUUGAACAUUUAGUAUUUAGGCCGUGUUUGUGUAAAAAACGCCCUUAAAGCUGGCCCGAAAGUUUAUCACAAAACAUUUGUCAAAAGUUCAUCCGUAAAUUGUGUUUUCUGUUUGUGAAUUUUUGCGUGGCAGCGCGGCAAACCCUUUUCUCAAAUUAAAUAUAAGACAGAAGACACUCGGUCGUGACAUGAAUACCAUGCUGCAUGCCCAACUACUGCUGCUGGCACUCUGCUGCCUGGGGUACGUCUGCUGCUCACCGGUUAUAGGCCAGGAGUCGCGGAGCCAAGGCACAAACGAUGGCGAUGGUGACGGGGACUUGCUGCUGAGUGCCGCUGAAGAUAUGCCCGAUAACGGAGGCGACAUCGACAAGAGAAUGGAGCGCUAUGCCUUUGGUCUGGGCCGACGCGCCUAUAUGUACUCCAAUGGAGGAGCUGGCAUGAAGCGUCUGCCGGUUUACAACUUUGGGCUCGGCAAGCGUUCGCGUCCGUACUCCUUUGGUCUGGGCAAGCGCAGCGACUAUGAUUACGAUCAGGAAAAUGAGAUUGAUUAUAGGGUUCUGCCGCCGGGAUAUCUUUCUGUUGCUGCUGGCAGGGGUCAGGGUCGACAAAACAAGCGGACGACACGCCCACAGCCGUUUAACUUUGGCCUGGGUAGGCGUUAAGACCGACCUGUCCCGAAAAAGAAAACGGACGCACAAAUGGCCCACGAAUAGAUUCCAGUUCCAGCCGUGUACCAUUUGAGAGAGGGCAAAACUAACUUUUAACUAUUAUAUCAAAUUGUUGUUACUUGGCUCCGACUUACGAAGAAGUCAAACUUAAAUAACAUCUCGAAACUAAUCUAAAACUGAGAACUUUCGACACAAACACAAGAUUUAAAUUAUAAUUUUAGUUUUUCAACUGAGGCGCUAAACUGCAGCAAAAUUCUAAUUUUAAAUAUAUAUUAUACAAAAUCAACGAUGAAAUUGCAAAAAAGAAAAAAUGAAUAAAAAAAAA
Messenger RNA from Drosophila grimshawi, 1081 nucleotides. Its product is annotated as allatostatin-A. Bases 277 to 750 code for a protein of 157 amino acids. Lineage: Eukaryota; Metazoa; Arthropoda; Insecta; Diptera; Drosophilidae. Gene Ontology annotation, molecular function: neuropeptide hormone activity. The record is from RefSeq and is a predicted model, not a curated record. The transcript has 3 exons.